UACAAGGCGUGAGCCACCGUGCCAGGCCUGGACUCCUUAAGGGCUGGGAGGGGAAAAAAUAAUGCUUCCAAGGCAUUGUGGUGAAGGAAAUACAUCGCAGGACAUUAUGGGAAGGAUGAAUCUGUAAGUUUUUCUUACUGUCCUCCCCCAUACCCCCUUCAGCCAAUCACUGUCUUUAUCUCUGCUUUUAAAGAUUCAGCCCUGGGCUGGUGGUAGAGACAAGGGUUCCUUUGCUGUGAUCUUGCUAUAAACUCCAUGGGAUUGUUCUUUAAUUCAGGGCCUUAUCCUGUCAUAAAAUAUGAGAUAAGAAUGUGCUGCGAAGCACUAGACAGGCUGGAAGCCUGCCCCCAUACAUAUGUCAUUAAAUCCUUAAAGGAACAUGGGCAAAAGAUAAACCAAGGGCAAGAAAACCUGCAGUCGCGAAGGCAACACGGUCCAUUAGUAAGUGACAGAGCCGACCUAGAGUACAGAUCCACUCAUCCCGUAAUAGGCGCAAGGCGAUCUGCUUUGCCCGCAGGGCUCCGGGACACCCGGCUACGGGUUAGCGCUCCAUCCCCGGGGCUCUGCAGAGCCGGUAGUAGUGGGCAACACAGGUAACAGGCAAAGCCAACCGCCAACCGAGAGCGGAAGUCGGGGAACCUAGCCAAUAAGAGUGCGGGCAAUUUUCUUUGCUUCACAAUGGUGGGUUCUUUCCAGUCCGCUGGAGACAAAGGCGGGGCAACGUUGGAGGGCGGCCGCUGAUUGGACAAAUUGAAAGCCUUUAGCCCUAUCAAGGAGCACCACGUGGGCGGGACUCCAGGAGCCAGUUCUGCAGGGAGCUGCAGCUUGGUCUGUCUCCCAGGCAGGCGCUGAGUCGCCGCCGCCAGCUAGGGGCGCGGGAAGGCGGGGCUCGGAUGCAAUCGGGACCUCCUCCUGGGCUGGGCCGGGGGCAGACUCCCGGACCCAGGGCGCCGGGAGCCGGCGGGCUACCUGCGAGUCGAGUUAGCGUUGUCGCCGAACCGAAGUGAGAGGGCACGGGGAAGGGUCAAAGAGCGUGCCGAAGCGCUGGAGGGAGCUUCACGGACGCGAGUUAGGCACCGGCUCGCCUAAUCCGGUACUAAUCCGGCUUACUGCUUCCCGUCCAGGCCUCGCUCGCCAUGGGGGAAGUGGAGAUCUCGGCCCUGGCCUACUUGAAGAUGUGCCUGCAUGCUGCCCGGUACCCACACGCCGCAGUCAACGGGCUGUUUCUGGCGCCAGCGCCGCGGUCCGGAGAAUGCCUGUGCCUCACCGACUGUGUGCCCCUCUUCCACAGCCACCUGGCCCUGUCCGUCAUGUUGGAGGUCGCCCUCAACCAGGUGGAUGUGUGGGGAGCACAGGCUGGUCUGGUGGUGGCUGGUUACUACCAUGCCAAUGCAGCCGUGAAUGAUCAGAGCACUCAAGCAUCAAGCAGUCGUGCAUCAAGCAUCCAGCAGGCCCGAUCCCCGCAGGCCACCUACAGGGAAAGGCCACAGCUGCGCCCACAUCUAUGAGAUCUGGGAGGCCCAGCUCAAAUGGAUGGGUUUUGCCCACAGUUGGCUCCUCACUCCUCUGGUCUUCCCUCUACACAGCCCUGGGCCCCUGGCCUUGAAAAUUGCUGGGCGAAUUGCAGAAUUCUUCCCUGAUGCAGUACUUAUUAUGUUGGAUAAUCAGAAACUGGUGCCUCAGCCUCGUGUGCCCCCGGUCAUCGUCCUGGAGAACCAAGGUCUCCGCUGGGUCCCUAAGGAUAAGAACUUAGUGAUGUGGAGGGACUGGGAAGAGUCACGGCAGAUGGUGGGAGCUCUACUGGAAGAUAGGGCCCACCAGCACCUUGUGGACUUUGACUGCCACCUUGAUGACAUCCGGCAGGACUGGACCAACCAGCGGCUCAACACUCAAAUCACCCAGUGGGUUGGUCCCACUAAUGGAAAUGGAAAUGCCUGAGCCAGGGCCAGCGGGGUCCGGAUCCAAUAAAGAGACUUGGGCUGAUAGGCA
Molecule: messenger RNA, 1989 nt
Organism: Nomascus leucogenys (northern white-cheeked gibbon)
Lineage: Eukaryota; Metazoa; Chordata; Mammalia; Primates; Hylobatidae
Gene: EMC9
Product: ER membrane protein complex subunit 9
Cellular component (GO): EMC complex
Source: RefSeq, a predicted model, not a curated record